AUCACAUUGUGUUCGGUCCGCAUUAUCCUAUGGUGUAAGGCUGACCGCGGAGCGCUUGGGAGUAAACAUACUUCUUGGUGUUAUGCCUAGCAUUUUUACUUGCUCUCCAUAGUAUAGCAGCUUUUUGCCGCUCGCUCUUCCGACUGCUAGCGAUAGCGUUAGUGCUCAGUCGCCAUCCUACACCAUGAUCACUUUUCACCCAUUUCCGCGGCUUCCCCUGGAGCUCCGAGAGCAGAUAUGGAACGACACCGUCGAGCCCCGCACCGUCGACGUCCGGCGUGUUCGAGAGGGGACUCAACGCUAUGGCCAGCUAGUCUCAUCCACGCCAAUACCAGCCAUACUACAGUCCUGCCGGGAAGCCCGGAACCUUGGACUUUACGAGCGAGUCUUCUUUGAGGUUGCUGCAGUAAAGAAAUCCACAAGCGACAACGCAUCCCAGGUCGCCGUUGAGAGAUUCUUCAUGCCCGAUGGGCAGGGGGAAGAAGGGUCCAAGAAAGGAGGCUCCCCCGACACCGAGCAGCGCUAUGUCUGGUUGGAUCUUGACAUCGAUAUGGUGGACAUCGGAGCUUCUGAGUUCUGUAAUUACAGAUCGAUCGCAUCAGCAGUCAAGCGUCUCAAAUUUAAGCGGGAGAACGGGGACGAAUACUUUUACCAUACUGAAUCAAAUGAACUCAUGGAGUUUGUUAGUGUGGAAGAGAUUCAUAUCGUCUGUGCAGAUGGUUUCUGGAUGUGGGCUGGGGCUAUCGAUGAUCAUGCCUGGCCCUGCGCCGAAGAAAAGCUGGUAUUCAUUGAUGCAUUGGAUGGUCGAGUUGUGCGAGGCACUGAAUUUGAAUUUGUUUGUAAACAGAUGCUGAAGAAGGCUCGUCUAGAAGCUACUGGCGAAGCAUUCUCCAGCGACGACGAGUCUUGAAGCUGCACCAAUCGUCUUCUCUUAUUUUAGGCUUUCGCCAGAGGCAUGGUUCUAUCGAUGAAAUACUG
Molecule: messenger RNA, 978 nt
Organism: Boeremia exigua
Lineage: Eukaryota; Fungi; Ascomycota; Dothideomycetes; Pleosporales; Didymellaceae
Exons: 1
Coding region: 185-910 (241 amino acids)
Source: RefSeq, a predicted model, not a curated record